Struthio camelus australis is the source of this 814-nucleotide messenger RNA. The record is from RefSeq and is a predicted model, not a curated record. NCBI's taxonomy places the organism in Eukaryota, Metazoa, Chordata, Aves, Struthioniformes, Struthionidae.
GCAGGAGCGGGUGGGUGGAGUGGAGAAGAUCAGGUUUGACUUGGAGGCUGAUGUGGAGCAGCAGAGAGGAGCCCGGCUCCUGCCCUUCCCGGGUAUGGACAAGCUGGGGGCGGCCGUCUGCGAGUUCUUCCGCCGAGGGCUCUGCUCCAAGGGCCUGCUGUGCCCCUUCCGGCACGUCACUGGGGAGAAGACGGUGGUGUGCAAGCACUGGCUCCGGGGGCUGUGCAAGAAGGGUGACCAGUGUGACUUCCUGCACGAGUACGACGUGACCAAGAUGCCCGAGUGCUACUUCUACUCCAAGUUUGGCGAGUGCAGCAAUAAGGAAUGUCCCUUCCUGCACAUUGAUGCGAUGGCCCGUGCCACCGGCUGUCCCUGGUACGACCGAGGCUUCUGCAGGCAUGGGCCCCUGUGCAAGUACAAGCACACCCGGAGGGUGCUGUGCACCAACUACCUCGUCGGCUUCUGCCCGGAGGGACCCAAAUGCAAGUUCAUGCAGUACGUACGGGGCGGGCUGGAGGGAGUUUGGCACGUGUCCAGCCUGGCCCAGCUGGGGGGAACUGUCUCCCCAGGCCGUGGGGGUGGCCCCCAGCCACAGCCACAUGAGCUGGUGUCGGCAGGCCUCAAGGCCGGGCUGAUGUGCAGCAGCGAUCAGACCAAGGGAGCCGACCGUCCUCGGGGGGCGGCGUGGCUGGGCCCGAUGCAGCCACAGGAGGCCAGCGGCUGCCCCCCAGGCCCACAGCGCCCGCUCGAGCAAGUCACCUGCUUCAAGAUCUCUGAGGGACGGCCCUACCACUUCUUGCUGUUCGGGUACUAA